Dendroctonus ponderosae (mountain pine beetle) is the source of this 2123-nucleotide messenger RNA. RefSeq names its product DET1 homolog (gene abo). The coding region runs from base 169 to 1827 and encodes 552 amino acids. Gene Ontology annotation, biological process: protein ubiquitination; positive regulation of proteasomal ubiquitin-dependent protein catabolic process. The transcript is spliced from 5 exons. Gene Ontology annotation, molecular function: ubiquitin protein ligase binding; ubiquitin-like ligase-substrate adaptor activity. Gene Ontology annotation, cellular component: nucleus; cullin-RING ubiquitin ligase complex. The record is from RefSeq and is a predicted model, not a curated record. NCBI's taxonomy places the organism in Eukaryota, Metazoa, Arthropoda, Insecta, Coleoptera, Curculionidae.
CAUAAGCAAGUGGGCAACCCGUUUAACAACCCGCUGCUUGGUAAGCGUCAAACACAGAACAACAGAGGGGAUAUUUUGUGGCGUCAAACUCAGCUGAUUCAAUGUUUAUUUGGAAUAUUGUAGUUCUUUUUAAUUAAAUAUCUAUUUUAAAUAUGUAUAGAAUAGAGGAUGGAAUUUUUUAAGAAAAAAAAGCACCGCGAAAAUAUCGUAUUACGCCUGAUCAAUAGGGAAACGUUCGGAUGCCAAAGAGCAGGCACCCAGAUCCACCGGCAGUUUUACCAAAAUGUGUUUCCCAAUUUUACGGUGAUCAACGUGGAGAAGCCCCCUUGCUUUAUCAGGAAAUUUACGCCAGAUGGAAAGCAUGCCAUUGCCUUUUCAUCGGACCAAUCCUCCUUGGAAGUGUAUACGUAUCAGGGCCCAGCUGCUGUCGCCGACCUGUUGCAGAAAGUUGGAAACUUGGAGAAUUUGGAUAAGAAGGUUCAGGAGGAUAUAAAGAGGAAUAUUUUCGGGCGAUUUUUUAAGUUAAAACACUUUAUUAAUAUUACCGCCACUGAGCACCUCAACCGGGAAUGUAGCCUAUUUGUCGAUGAGGGCCGCUAUGCGAUUAUUGGAUCGGCCUGUUUCAUUCCAGAAGAAAUUCGGCCACAUUUUUACGAAAUAUAUACCAAUAAUGAAGCCAUUACACCCACAGCCAGGACACCAUUAGAAGAGUACACGCUACACCUAGUGGACAUUCACUUGGGUAAACUUUGCGAUACCCGGCACUUUAAGGUGGAUAAAAUAUUCCUAUCACACAACCAAGGCUUGUAUUUGUAUAAGGACACACUGGCUGUUCUAUCAGUUCAACACCAGGUGAUCCAUAUUUUUCAAAUUAUCGACGGAAUGUUCGUGGACGUGAAGCAGAUUGGUAGAUUUUGCUACGAAGAUGAUUUGUACUUAUACAACUUGGUCUACCCGUCUGAAAGAGCGUUUAAAGAUGUGUGUAUUAACUCGCUAAAGCACCGACUAUUGACGUUUUUAUAUAAAAGGGCGGCAGCAAUAAGCGCCCGGUCCGGCAACCCGACUGAACUGAGAAAGUUCUAUCAUUAUUUUGACAAUUUUAAAUCAUUGAAAAUGUGGAAGAUGCAGCUCCUAGACGAAAAUCACAUCUUGAUAAAAUACGCCAGCGAAGAUGUCGUCACGUUGAGGCAGGCGGAUGCCAACAUCAGUGAACCCCAAUUCUUCGCAGUGUAUAAUAUAAUGGAAAGCCGCGUUUUAGCGGUAUAUGAAAACAGCUCUUCUGAGCUGCUUAGUCUGUAUGAGGACUUUGGUGAUCAUUUUCGGAAUGCUUGUCUGCACCGGCCAAUUCAAUUCACUUGCAGUCCCUCCAAUAAUUUAUAUGCUCGGCUGCACCACUUCAGGUACAAGCAUACUAUCACAUUUGCCAAGUUUGGAGGACAAGUGGAAGCAGUUAAGCGGAUUUUAGCCCAUUUGCCAAUCAGCGCACAGUCUUACACAGUGUCUCCGUAUUUGGACUAUUCUCUCUUCAGUUAUGAUGAUAAGUGGAUUUCCGUAAUAGAGAGGCCUAAGCAGUUUGGAGAGCAUCCUAUUAGAUUCAAUGCCCGACAGUCUGGAUAUUUAAAAUUCCGCCUAUACGUGGAUAAUCAGCGGCAUUUGCCAUCUUCUGCAAGGCGCCUGGUUGCUUUCACGUUUCAUCCUACAGACCCUUUUGCUGUAUCCGUGCAAAGAACUAAUAAUGCUGAAUACAUUGUUAAUUUCCACGUGAGAUAUGAUAACCAAAAUCCGGACUACAAUUCUUAUGACGCUAACCAAUACAACUGUAUGUAAAAAGGUGAGUCGAAGUCCAUCUAGUUGUUGGAAACCAGAUCUAUAUUUUUAGGAAAACUCUUUUAUUUCAUUGCUCUUCUAUUUCGAGUAUAUUCGAACAUCUAGUAAUAUGUAAAAACAUAUUACUAUUUUAGAUAACGUAUUUUUUGAAUACUGUGAUAUAACUGUGUAUGGAAGUCAAUUAAAGAUGAGAUUUUUGUAAAUAACUAUAAUGUGGUCAAACAAUAACGUGCUUAGUAUUACGUUUCUUGAUAAUAUCGAACACUUCGUGCAAUAAAGACUGUGCUUUAUGAAAA